Messenger RNA from Paraphaeosphaeria sporulosa, 2114 nucleotides. RefSeq lists its product as uncharacterized. Bases 167 to 2008 code for a protein of 613 amino acids. The transcript has 2 exons. Lineage: Eukaryota; Fungi; Ascomycota; Dothideomycetes; Pleosporales; Didymosphaeriaceae. The record is from RefSeq and is a predicted model, not a curated record.
GACCAGGUGCAGCCCUAUAUACCGCAGUUGCCUAACCUGCAUCAGCAGAGCCUUUCUUGGGAACGAGGAACAGCAUAGCAGGAUCCGUGCUACCCUGUCACGUAUUACCCCAUCUUGUUUUACCUAUUCUUGUGUAGCAUCAAUCUUUGAGGCCGACACGCCGAGGAUGGAUCCGCUUCGCUAUCGUAAAGCGUACGAGGCGAUGAUUCAUGUCAGCCAGCUUUUGGAGCACCGUUUGAACAAUGAUCCGACAUCCGAAGAGAAGAGCGAACCAGAUGCGGCAGGCAACGGAGUAGCGUUCGAGAUUGAGGAUCCGGAUAGUAUGGAAUGGACACCUACCGCCACUGGGACGUCGACUCCGCCCGCUGGAUGCGGACCACCGCCAUCCACCGCGAAGCAUAUGCGCCAUCUUCUUCCGGAUGCGGGCGAGGGGGAGUAUCAGAUCGAGGACCAGGGCGACAAUACUGUGCUGCUGUACAAACUCCAAGAGGGCACCGUGAUGGACGAAUGCAUAGACAGACUUGUGCGCGACUUGCCAGAUGUUUUGAGCUACGAGAAUGCGGCUGCAUUUACGCCUUCGACCAUUGAAGUACCCAAGGACUUUGGCCUCCAGCUUAGCAUCUCCAUCAACCACCAUCUGGCUCAGGUUGCAGAUCGAAAGGUUCUGGAGAAGUACAGGCGCCUCCUUGGCCAUCGGAAGGACUCUACGAAGCGAAAGUCGGUCAGGCUCGGUUUCGAUGCGGUUGAGCUAAUCCAGAACCAAGCCAUCAAGUUUCCGGAGAAUGCGCCAGUCAAAGAAUCUACACUUGACAACGAGAUACACCCCAUCUUUCGUUUAGAAAACUUCCAUGGCUGCUCGGAUGCAAUUUACGAGGAGUUGAAACCAGCUCUUCGGCUAGCUUCCCUGUUCCUCUUCUCGCGGGGAACCUUCACCUUCUGGCACACGCUUGUGUUUGGCGACAGGAAGCAAUGCAAGGAGACUUCGGAACUGUAUGGCCAGCCUUGUGCUCGCAUCGUCGAAGAUGUAGCAUGGUCAGAAGAGAACGCUGGAGCGUUCAGAGACUUCAUGGAUAAACAGGUGGAUACUGUCCACUUCAUGUUCCAUCGGGAGCCGCUGCCGCCUGACCCGGCGUAUGCGUCAAUGGGGCUGGUUGCCGAUUACAAGAAUGGGAUCAUGCGGAAGCUGAACGGAAAGUGCCACACCAGCCGGAUAUGCUUGCACUCGGACUUCUACACCACGGCGAAGAAGCUCAGUCUAUUGCAGUAUCCCGAGCCGGCGAUGGUAUUACGCUUCAAUUUGUUUCUCGCUGUUUGUCUCGCGCACGAGAUGGCCCAUUUCAUCGAAGUUUCCGGACCGCACCACGACCAUCCGCUCGGACAACCCGAGGUUUUCUUCAACGACAAUAAGUGGACUGAAUCUGGUAUCGCGUUCGAGCUAAAGGUGUUUGGCGGGAGGUUACACCCGAUCUCAUCACGUGUCGACUGUGGACUAGGUCUAGCUGUUCUAAACUAUCCACUCAGGGAGCUGUAUGAAAAAGAAGACAACGUCCUAUACACCCUGCCCAUGGACUACAUCACGAAGCUGCAGCAGAAGGAAACCUGGGACCGGGACUUCAGCGAGGCCGAUGCCGCCGUCUUCCACGUGCCGCGCACAGGCUGUCGCUCUAUCGAGAUCAACGGCAUCAACCUCAUGAUCUGGGAGGACGAGAAAGACGUUGAGAUCUCCGACGAUGUCGACCAGCUGGAUACCAUGUUCAAGCGCAAGGACGAUGGGAGCAUCAUCAAGAACCCAAACUCGAAUAACCGUACCCCGAAACGACAUGUUGAAGGCCGCCGCUGGAGCCCGUACGGCCACAAACGUAAAGGCACUGCGGAGGCCGUGGAGUGCGUGUCGAAUGAGGUCUCACUCGCGGUGGGAGAGGACCAGGAAGCUAAGGCGAACGAAAGCAAUGAGAGCGAGGAGGGGACGGCGGCUGAGGCCAGUAACUCGGACGACGACAUGGCAUAAGGGACGAGAAGCACGGGAAUCCCAUUUGGCGUCUUUGGAGCAUGUCAGUGUUGUAUUAGCAUAGCGGCAUUUGUGAGCGAAACAUCAUAUUGAUUUGGUGUAAUAG